This is a messenger RNA of Leishmania mexicana MHOM/GT/2001/U1103, 327 nucleotides long. RefSeq lists its product as hypothetical. The transcript has a single exon. The coding region runs from base 1 to 327 and encodes 108 amino acids. The record is from RefSeq and is a predicted model, not a curated record. NCBI's taxonomy places the organism in Eukaryota, Euglenozoa, Kinetoplastea, Trypanosomatida, Trypanosomatidae.
AUGGCGGAUCAGGUGCCUCCGGGGGUGAACAUGCCCAAGAAGCGUGACCCGCGUUUGCGACAGAUGCAGGCGCCGCAGCAGCAGAAGUUCUUCGACUCCGCCGAUUACGAGGUGCGCAAGCAGCAGCAGCAGCAGCGCGACUCUCAGCAACCAUUGCAGCAUCCCUCACACUGUCAGAUGCCGCCAAACGGCAUCCCACGUCGCGGAUCGGGGGACGGGCCGCACCCUGGCGCGGCAGACGAUGGCGCACAUCGCGGCAAGAACCCGCCACCUCCUCCGUUGCCAGAUGGCUACGCAGUUCCGGGUGUCCGACGAGCGCCUUGUUAA